CUUCAUCUUUUCCUGCAAAGCUUGCAGCUGUACAAUAACUCCUUGGAUAGAUUAUAUCUGGAUGAGAAUGGAGAGCUGGCUGCUGAUCUUGACAUCAUGAGUUGGGCCCAGUUUCCCAACAAGUCAGUGGUCCGGGCAAAAUUUGGGAGCCUAACAAGACAGGGAUCCGGAAAAGCCAUGUUUACUAUUGACCAGGAUGCAAUGGUGUCCCCCAAAUGGCUUAACCAGUCCCUCCCUGAGUCUAAAUGUGUAGAGAGCUGCCAUCUUGGUUUCUUCAUGGUGCCUCAGGAAGGGGAGCUUCCUUGCUGCUAUGACUGUCUUCCUUGUGGGGAAGGGACCAUCUCCACUCAGGAAGAUGCGGAAAAAUGCACCAAAUGCCCAGAGGAUAAGCAUCCAAAUGAAAAACGAGAUCAGUGUAUCCCCAAGAUCACAACCUUCCUAACUUACAAAGAGCUUCUGGGGAACAUCUUGGCUUCCUUUGCCCUGAUCUUGUCUUUAACCACCGUGCUUGUCUUAGCAAUCUUCAUUAGAUACUUGGAAACUCCAAUAGUCAAGGCCAACAACAGGGACCUCUCUUACAUCCUCCUCAUUUCCCUAUUGUUCUCCUUUCUGACUUUCUUUCUCUUCAUUGGCCAGCCAAGGAAAGCCACUUGUCUUCUCCGUCAAACCGUUUUCAGCAUUGUCUUCUCGACAGCUGUCUCUUCAGUCUUAGCCAAGACAAUCACAGUAGUGUUGGCCUUCCUGGCCACAAAGCCAGGCAGCAACAUGAGAAGGUGGCUGGGGAAGACUCUGGCCAACUCCCUGGUUCUUUCUUGUUCUGGGAUUCAAAUGCUCAUUUGUUGUAUCUGGUUAGGAGUCUCUCCUCCAUUCCCUGACUCUGACUUCCAUUCCCAGCCUCGAGAAAUCAUCCUGCAAUGCAAGGAAGGGUCUGUUGCCCUGUUCUAUGGAUCCCUGGGCUACAUGGGCAUCCUGGCUGCCAUCUGCUUCACAGUGGCUUUCCUGGUCAGGAAUCUGCCUGGAGCCUUCAAUGAAGCCAAGCUAAUCACCUUCAGCAUGCUGGUCUUCUGCAGUGUCUGGAUCUCUUUUGUACCCACCUACCUGAGCACCAAGGGGAAAUACAUGGUGGCUAUGCAAGUCUUCUCCAUCUUGGCCUCCAGCACUGGGCUGUUGGGCUGCAUCUUCAUCCCCAAGUGCUAUAUUAUUAUCCUGAGGCCAGAUCUUAACACAAAGGAGCAGCUUGUAUUAAAAGUAAAAUAA
Notechis scutatus (mainland tiger snake) is the source of this 1257-nucleotide messenger RNA. Lineage: Eukaryota; Metazoa; Chordata; Lepidosauria; Squamata; Elapidae. The record is from RefSeq and is a predicted model, not a curated record.